AUCCCUUUUGUACGACUCGGACGGGUUGUCUUCAUUUCGUGUGGUCAAUGGAACUUAAGUGGUAACAUCUUCGUCUGGUCAAGGGACAAAUUACGUGAUAACAUUUUCAACUUCUUCAAGAAACUUACGUGACAACUAUGGGACAGGAGGAUGAUUUCAUUCCAAAUCAAUCUAGAAAUCGAAGGAAUGGUUCAUGGGUUACAAAACGUCCAGUACUAAUUGUCGGACUUUGUCUGACCUUUGUUGUCAUCUACACCGUUGCUUUGACGCUUGGAAUUGUACUUUCUCACCAACGGAGUGAUGGACACACGGCAAACGUCCGAAAGAUCACGAUUGCUGUUGGCGCAGUUGUCAGUGACCAUGAGACGUGUUCAGAAAUCGGACGAGACAUGUUGGCGAGAAACGGGUCUGCAGUUGACGCCGCAAUUGCUGCACUUCUCUGUGACGGGCUGAUGUCAGCACAUAGUAUGGGGAUAGGGGGAGGAAGCUUCUUCGCCAUCUACGAUUCCAAAACUAGACAGACCAGGACAAUAAACGCCAGAGAAACAGCUCCCUCAGCGCUCACAUAUAGUCUAAAUACACAAAGGAGUGUGAACAGCAAAGUCCUGUCGAUAGGAGUACCCGGGGAAAUCCGUGGAUAUUGGGAAGCCCAUAAGAGUUAUGGACGACUGCCGUGGGCGGACCUUUUUCAACCUACUAUAAAUCUGGCUGAGAACGGCCACUACCUCUCCCAACCUGUUCACAGAGCAUUUAGGGUCCUCAAGCAGAAAUUCAACAUGGAUUUCGCUAACAACACGGAGUUCUGUAAGAUAUAUUGUGACGACACUGGACAAAUAGCACCCGAAGGAGCCAUCAUCAAGAACCCACGUCUGGCCCGGACCCUGAGAGGGAUCGCUGAAAAUGGACCGUCCUACUUAUAUGAAGGGCCGAUAGCCGAUACAAUUAUUCGAGAAAUUCAAGAAAAAGGUGGUGUUAUGACGAAAAAAGACCUCGCGGAGUAUACCCCGAUUGUGGAAGAUGGUAUUGCCGUAGAUCUUGGUGACGUCACGUUGCUAACCAUGGGUGCCCCUAGCGGUGGACCAGUUUUAGGUCUCAUCUUAAAUAUACUGAAAGGAGUGCUUCAUCUUGGGAAAUCCGACAUGGCUACACCUAACAAGCGCUCUGCUACUUUCCAUGCUUUGGUGGAAGCCACGAAGCUAGCGUAUGGCGAUAGAUGGCAGCUGGCUGACCCGGCUUUUGUGCCAGACGUGAAGCAGGUUGUUGAUAGAAUGAUUUCUGAUUCGUACGCAUCGUUUCUGAGGAAGGAAAAACUGGACAUGCGCAGAACACACGAGUGGUCGUAUUACACCAAUAAAACUUACCAGCCGAAAGACCACGGUACUGUGCAUGUGUCAGUUCUAGCUCCGGACGGAAGUGCUGUUUCUGUGACAAGUAGCAUCAAUUAUUAUUUUGGAUCAGGAAUUUUAUCCGAAUCUACUGGAAUAAUUUGGAAUAACGAAAUGUCCGAUUUUUCUAAGACCAACCCUCGUAAUUUUGUCGAGCCAGGUAAGCGGCCUCUGUCGUCGAUGGUUCCCGCCAUAUUUGUGGACAAAUCCGGGGAGGUACAAGUAAUAGUCGGUGGUAGCAGGUGGCGCCACCAUCACGCCUGCCGUAAUGGAGGUUUCCGCUUUCCUACUCUAUCUGAAGGACAGUGUCGAUGAGGCUGUAAGGCGAAAGAGGUUCUUUCAUCGUAUAAAAACAGAUACUGUUGAAUACGAGAAAGGUUUCCCACAGGACAUCAUGAAGGAUCUGGCGGCGCGGUAUGGCCAUACGGUAAAGGAGUAUAGGGGAGAAUAUAUGGCCGUUAUCCAGGCCAUCGCAAGAAAUCCUAGAACAGGGGAGAUAACUGCAUUUUCAGACGAAAGAAAAAUAUCAGGAAAAGCGAAAUUCUUAACAGAGGAGAUUGAAGUGACUUUGUAAUUAGAUAUUGAUUAUUAAUCAGUAAUUAGUAUUGACUAAUUAUGCAGAUUAUUAUAUUUUUGCUUUUCUUACAUGAUGUACAUCUAGAUUUUGCCCAAUCGCAUACUCGGGGAAGCUUAUUGUAUGCCUCAAUCGAUACCUGUAUAUAUACUGGACAUACAGUUGAUGUAUUUUGCUUUCAGAAAAUGUUUUUUUUUUUAAAUAAUUA
Molecule: messenger RNA, 2167 nt
Organism: Pecten maximus
Lineage: Eukaryota; Metazoa; Mollusca; Bivalvia; Pectinida; Pectinidae
Product: glutathione hydrolase 1 proenzyme-like
Exons: 13
Coding region: 138-1700 (520 amino acids)
Biological process (GO): glutathione catabolic process
Cellular component (GO): plasma membrane
Molecular function (GO): glutathione gamma-glutamate hydrolase
Source: RefSeq, a predicted model, not a curated record